AGAAGAACCUGUCCCGCCGGAGUUGCACUCUCAGCAGUCGCGUAGUACCACUCUCUCUGCGCCUACGUUUAUGAUGGCAAGUCUCUCGAAUAAAAAUAAACGCAAAGGCUUCAAGCAAGCGAUGGCAGGAUUGUUGCCUCAGAAGAUUGUCUUCCCCGCCGAGGAGAUGAGCACAGAACGGGCUGAGGAGGCACCUCUGCCUUUCGUAGAUGUGCCUACAGCUGAAGUGGCUGCAGUUGCGCUGAAUACUCGUCUUAUUCCUCCUUCCGAGAAGCAGGAGAAGGGUCAGAUACCUGCAAACAUAUUUGUGACGAGCAUUGAUGUAGAGGGAGAUAUGCAUACGGGCAGGAAGAAGAACAAGAAGAAGGCCGCUGAGAAGAAACUUGUCGAGACGGACAUGUCGUACGAGACGGCGGAGGUUGGAAACGUGGUGCUUGAUUACGGGGAACCGGACGUUCAUCUGCCGACGCAGAGGGAUCAACCUACGUCUGAGGCUCCUUCAUAUCCUGAAGGCGACUGGAAACAUGUGGAGAAGAACUGGGCGGACCUUGGAAAGCUUACCGAACAUGAGCAGCUGCAGCCUGGUGCUUUGGUCGGCUGGAAGGCUCUUGGGAUUAACCCUGCGACGUUCACACCAGAGUUCAUGCUCAACGUAGGGCGAGUGGUCCGCGUCGGUGGUUGUUUGACUAUCCAGCCUGUACACAAACCCGGAGCAGUCGAAGUGUCGUUUGGUGGGUAUGCGGACGAAGCUGAUGUGGUGCCUCCGGAAGAAGAGACGUUCGAGUGGAACGAGGUCUACACUGGAGACUGGAAGAUUGUUUGAAUGUGCAUUGCAUCUGUUCUGGUUAUUAUAUGCUGCUAUCUUGGCUACCCAUCUCGUCGAUGGCUGCUCUUGUCUAAGUUCGGCCCGAGUAUCCGGGAAGAUCAGCUGUGGUCGCUGGAAAUUGCUUGA
This is a messenger RNA of Phanerochaete carnosa HHB-10118-sp, 952 nucleotides long. RefSeq lists its product as uncharacterized. The record is from RefSeq and is a predicted model, not a curated record. The coding region runs from base 74 to 823 and encodes 249 amino acids. The transcript has 2 exons. Lineage: Eukaryota; Fungi; Basidiomycota; Agaricomycetes; Polyporales; Phanerochaetaceae.